GGUCUUGAAAAACAAAGCAAUUUUUGAUGAAAGAUCCCAACGGCUACCACGACGAAAGUGCGUCUCCGUAGCCAUUGCAACCCGCGCUGAUUUGAAAGAAAUGUAAUAGAAACUACUUAGAAACUGAGCCCUAAUUACUCCACAGUCCACGCCUCCAUGCUCAGUUCUCUCAUUCCUCAAGGUAAGUCGAAGUCUCCGCCGCCUCAACCGGCCGCCGCAUCCUCCACCGCCGCGCCGCAGCCGCAGCCGUCGCCACCGACACUGUCCUCCACUCAGGGAAAAAAUCAAAUUCAUGGAUGUAAGUUCAUUGACACUCAAUGCCAAAAACCCAAAGCUUAGUGAAGAAAAUGGUGUGGAUGAGGAGAGUAAAAAUGGCAUAGGUCAUCUGGAUGAUUCACUUCUCCAGCGAAUUGUGUCUUUUCUUCCAACAAAAGAUGCUGUUAGGACUUGCAUACUAUCCAAAAGAUGGGCAUGCCUAUGGAUGUCUGUUCCAAAUCUUGAUUUUGAAGAAGGGGCACCAGCUGAUGUUGAUCUAUAUGAUGAAGAAGUGCUAAAUAAGAGAGCAUGCUUUUUGGAUUUUGUGGAAAGGGUUCUCUUGCUUCGUGAUUCCUCACCCAUCACAAAUUUUUCACUCUCUUGUAAUGUGUUUGGUGAAUGGGCUCGCAUUAAUGCUUGGAUAGCAACAGUGGUCAAGCGCAAUGUUCAAGUACUUGAUAUUUCGUUCAAAAAAGCUUCAGAUUCAUUUGUGUUGCCCUGUUGCCUUUUUACUUGCGACUCGCUGCAGGUGUUUAAUCUUUACAUGAUCUAUCGUCUUGAGUUACCCAACUUUGUGCACUUUUCAAAUCUCAAGACAUUGAAUAUUACACGUGUUACAUUCACCAAUGAUUACACAGUGAAACUGCUAUUUGAUGCUUGUCCAGUCUUGGAGGAGUUGGGUUUGAUUGUUUGCAGUUGGGAUGGUGUCAGAGGUGUUUGUAUAAAUAGCCCUAGGCUUAAAAGAUUGUCCAUAAUAGAAAAACAUUCCACAUCCCCUCUUGAGUCAGAUGAUGAGAAUUUUAGUGAGGACGCUCGGGUUGUUGAUGAUACAUGCACAAUGGAGGAUGCUUGCCAGUUUGCUAUUUUCAGUGCUAAUCUGGAGAACUUCUCUUACAAAGGUAGUUUUGUUGACGAUUAUUGCUUUUAUAGCUCAUCUUCAGUGGUCAAUGCAUCCAUUUUGAUGGAAUAUGGCCGCACAAGAGCUGCUUAUCGUGCCUUUAAGCUUCUUAUGGGACUCUUUAAUGCCAAAAGCCUGACAAUGUGUGAGAGAGUUGUUGAGGUUCUAACCACAUAUGCACAAGAGUUAUUUGACAAUCUGCCCGAGUUUCAUGAUUUGAACCAUUUUCAAAUCGAUUUGACUCUCUUGUUGUUUAAACAUGAUGUGUUACUCGCCAUACUUCAGAAAUUGCCUUGUCUUAGUUCCCUCAAGUUAGAAGGGACUUUGAGCCCAACCACUUGUUAUGGUAAGAAUGAUUGGACUCUGGAUCCUCUGCCAGCAUGUUUCUGUACACACUUGAAGACUAUUCAAAUCUCUUGGUUUUGUGGAUAUGAACAUGAGCUCUAUGGGGUUAAGGUUUUGCUUCAAAGUGCAAGAGUUUUGGAGAGGCUUGUUAUUUCUUUCAAUCCCUGGGAACUUGAUGGGGACUUGAAGAAGCAAGAUGAGAUUCGUCAACAAGUAAUAUCUUUUCCCAGAGCGUCAGAAAAUUGUGUUAUAGCCACUUCUUGCCCACUGAAGAGGAAGCUCAAAGUCACAUUCGGAUGAUCUAUCAGCUGGUUCUGGUUUUCCAAUAGGACUUCUCCAACAGUCCAAAAAGUUGGCUUAAUCAUAAGCUCAUUCAAUGUUGGGCAGUUGGGAAUUGGGAUUUCCUUUCCAAAGCAUGUCUAAGGUAGGUGUAUGCAGAUAACUUUUUCAUUGUUUUGUCGGGAGAAGUUUUUUUUUUUUUUCCUUUUUGUAAAUUCUUCUCUUAUCAAUUAAAUCUCUUCUUUUGUUA
Molecule: messenger RNA, 2027 nt
Organism: Malania oleifera
Lineage: Eukaryota; Viridiplantae; Streptophyta; Magnoliopsida; Santalales; Ximeniaceae
Product: F-box/FBD/LRR-repeat protein At5g56420-like
Exons: 5
Coding region: 293-1798 (501 amino acids)
Molecular function (GO): protein binding
Source: RefSeq, a predicted model, not a curated record